This is a messenger RNA of Cherax quadricarinatus, 2837 nucleotides long. NCBI's taxonomy places the organism in Eukaryota, Metazoa, Arthropoda, Malacostraca, Decapoda, Parastacidae. The record is from RefSeq and is a predicted model, not a curated record.
AGCCACUAGAGGCACAGCUCUCGUAGCCUCCACUUGUGUAGUGACCCCCUCAGCUAUCACCAUCUACACAACACUGCUCUACCUACUAACCCUCCUCUGUAAGCAGCGUGAUGUUGCGUCCGCUUGUGUUGCUGGCUCUGGCGACCGUGGGCGUGCAAGCCAGGAACACCUGGUCAUGGGGCCCUGACCAGUCUUCUAGAGUAGCUCCCUCCACGUCUGUGGGUAGAUCAGCGACUUCAGCUUCUGGAAGCGCUGACCGGCAUGGCAGGUCUUCGGCCACAAGUGACGACGUUGUGUUUCCACCUUCCUCGUCAACAGGAUCUUUAACGAUAGUUCCAGCACCCUCCCUUGGUUCAAUACCUACACAUGCUGCGCAUUCAUUUAGCGGCGCAAGUCAGCCAUUAUACGAAUCGUCUGCACAAGUGCACGUCUCGUCACCAGCAGCGGCGUCUGCUGCUCCACUAGUGACUGGAGAACACCAGCUGGGAGAGAGUCGAACUAGUAGGAAGAUCGAGGUAUCGGGCGACGGCCAGUCUGAAGGCAGAUUGUUUGGAAUUAAAGACAAACUCUGUGACGUCGGCCUCGGCUUCGAUUGUAAGAAGGGUUACAAAGGCGGCAUCAGCCACCACGACAUAUCUUACGUGCAGCCAGUGCAGGUAGUGCCUUUGGGAGGCCCUAUAGCUGCCGUGCCCAUCCACCAUGACAAAGGUUAUGGCCACAAAGGCUACGGCAUCCCUCCUCCCAUCUAUGGCCCCCCUCCUCCCGUAUAUGCACCUCCUCCUCCCGUAUAUGCACCUCCCCAACCAGUAUACGCCCCUCCACAACCUUCAUAUGGACCUCCAAUAUCGAGUUACAGCGAGCCCGUAUACCACCCACCUAAAGCCUCCUACCAUAGCCCCUCUCUGGUAAAGCAUGUGCACACCCACCACCACGUCUACGAUGGACAGGGGUCAUAUGGAGGAGGCAUCACCUACGCCAAGGACAACACUUAUAGUGGAACUCAGACACAUACUGUCUCUUCCAGCUCAUCCUUCGACUCUCUGGAGAACUUUAAUAACUUCGGAAGUCCUCCCUAUCAACAGGACUGCCAGUGUGUGGAGUUUAGGUACUGCGCAGUCCACGAUAUCAUCGGCAGAUCCAGUAAUGACUUACAUCCCCUCAUCGACGCCCGUAGCAAAAAAACCGACAUCUUGUCAACAGCUUCUGAUUCUGACAACACUUCUGAAGAAAAUCAAGUCUUCUCUGCUUCUGAAGGCAGACAUCUUGUUGCGGAGGUAGUGAAGAAAGUUGCAGAGAACAGCACUAGUGAGAGGACGAAGAGAGACACUAUGGUGUUCAGGGAUAAACCCAGGGACGCAAGGGACACAAUGAUCUUCAGGGACGACACCAGGGCUUCCAGUUUCUCCGGGCUCUCUGUGGCCCCUAGACCCGCGAUAGCCACCAGCCGUCAAGGGAUUAACGCGUACGCGCCGGGAGUGAGCGGUUGUGCUGGUAACCACGUCUGCUGUCGCCGUCCCUCGUUCCGUCAGCAGCGGGAGAUCGGGUCUUGUGGUCGUCGCAACUCCGUAGGCCUGCUGGGUCGCGUGAAGAACCACGAUCUUCAGCAGGGAGACACAGAGUUUGGGGAGUACCCCUGGCAGGCGGCUAUCCUCAGGCGGGAGACAGGAGAGAGUGUUUAUGUGUGUGGAGCUGCGCUAGUAGACAGUCAGCACCUGGUCACCGCUGCCCACUGCAUCACCGGGUUGUCUCCAGGUGAGCUGAAGGUGCGGCUGGGGGAGUGGGACGUGGGAGGUGACACAGAGUUCUACCGCUACGUGGAGAGCCCCGUGCUCGGUCUUUAUCCACACCCGGAGUUCUAUGCUGGAAACCUCAACAACGACAUCGCCAUUGUCAGGAUACAGACUCCCGUCGACUUUGUCACUAAUCCACACAUCUCGCCCGUGUGCAUGCCAGACCGCUUCUCCAGCUUCUCUGGUCAGCGCUGCUAUGUAUCAGGCUGGGGUAAAGACGCCUUCGGAAACAGAGGCAACUUCCAGCACCUGCUGAAGGAGGUGGACCUGCCAGUGAUAGAUCAGUCAGUGUGUCAGUCUGCACUCCGCAACACCAGGCUGGGUCCACAGUUCACGCUGCACUCUGGCAUGAUCUGUGCUGGAGGCGAGGAAGGCAAGGACGCCUGCGAGGGUGAUGGUGGGAGCCCACUGGUAUGUCACAACCUGGACGGCAGCAUGCAGAUCGCUGGCCUGGUAUCAUGGGGUGUUGGCUGUGGUCAGCGUGGCGUCCCUGGAGUCUACACCAACAUUCCCUACUACCUGGACUGGAUAAAAUCUAUCACCAGAAGCUAACUCAUCCACCUCCUGCCCUCCUGAGUCGCAUUUCAGUCAUCCGUCCUUCAAGAAAAAGGAAACUUGGUGCUCAUCUUUCAAGUAGUUAACUUGGAGUGUCAAGGCUUCAGGAGUUCCUCCUGUCUACUGCUAUAACACUUGGAGUGUCAAGGCUUCAGGAGUUCCACCUGUCUACUGCUAUAACACUUGGAGUGUCAAGGCUUCAGGAGUUCCUCCUGUCUACUGCUAUAACACUUGGAGUGUCAAGGCUUCAGGAGUUCCACCUGUCUACUGCUGUAACACUUGGAGUGUCAAGGCUUCAGGAGUUCCUCCUGUCUACUGCUGUAACACUUGGAGUGUCAAGGCUUCAGGAGUUCCACCUGUCUACUGCUGUAACACUUGGAGUGUCAAGGCUUCAGGAGUUCCUCCUGUCUACUGCUAUAACACUUGGAGUGUCAAGGCUUCAGGAGUUCCACCUGUCUACUGCUAUAACACUUGGAGUGUCAAGGCUUUAGG